This is a messenger RNA of Mandrillus leucophaeus (drill), 2170 nucleotides long. RefSeq names its product AFG3-like protein 1. Lineage: Eukaryota; Metazoa; Chordata; Mammalia; Primates; Cercopithecidae. The record is from RefSeq and is a predicted model, not a curated record. Gene Ontology annotation, cellular component: membrane; m-AAA complex. Bases 1 to 2052 code for a protein of 683 amino acids. The transcript has 14 exons. Gene Ontology annotation, molecular function: zinc ion binding; ATP hydrolysis activity; ATP binding. Gene Ontology annotation, biological process: protein-containing complex assembly; mitochondrial protein processing.
AUGGCUCGCUCUGUGUCAGUGCCUCCGAGGGAUCCACUUUCAGAAACCGACUUUGCAGGCGAGAUCAACGUUUUUUUCCUGGUGGCUGUGUUCAAAACCACCCAAAGAAACUACCUUCAUUUAACUGGAAAAUGUGUUUUCUUUUUCCCACAGGGGGACUUCCCCUGGGAUGACAAGGAUUUCCGCAGUCUGGCCCUUUUGGGGGCAGGUGUUGCCGUGGGAUUUUUCUACCUCUAUUUUCGAGAUCCUGGAAGAGAAAUCACUUGGAAGCACUUUGUACAGAAUUACCUGGCCAGAGGUCUGGUGGACCGGCUGGAAGUCGUGAACAAACAGUUUGUGCGUGUUAUUCCUGCCCCUGGGACCUCUUCUGAGAAGUUCGUGUGGUUUAACAUUGGCAGUGUUGACACCUUUGAGCGGAACCUGGAGUCUGCUCAGUGGGAGCUGGGGAUUGAGCCCCCCAACCAGGCAGCAGUGGUCUACACCAGUGAGAGUGACGGCUCUCUAUUGCGAAGACUGUUGCCCACCCUUCUCCUGGUUGGCAUUCUCCUCUAUGCUGCCAGGAGGGGCCCUAUGGGAGCCAGGCGCAGUAGACGAGGAGGGGGCCUCUUCAGUGUUGGUGAGACAACAGCCAAGAUCUUAAAGAGCAACAUCGAUGUGCGAUUUGCGGAUGUAGCUGGGUGCGAAGAAGCCAAAUUGGAAAUUAUGGAAUUUGUGAAUUUCCUGAAGAAUCCCAAGCAGUAUCAGGACUUGGGAGCAAAAAUUCCAAAGGGAGCAAUGCUCACUGGUCCUCCUGGUACCGGCAAGACCCUUCUUGCCAAAGCAACUGCAGGGGAGGCCAGUGUGCCCUUCAUCACUGUGAACGGGUCCGAGUUUCUGGAAAUGUUUGUUGGCGUUGGGCCAGCAAGGGUUCGUGACAUGUUUGCAAUGGCCCGAAAAAACGCUCCAUGUAUCCUAUUCAUUGAUGAGAUUGAUGCGAUUGGCAGGAAGCGAGGCCAAGGGCACUUUGGAGGCCAGAGUGAGCAGGAGAACACCCUGAACCAGAUGCUCGUGGAGAUGGACGGGUUCAACUCUGCCACCAACAUCGUGGUGUUGGCUGGCACCAACCGCCCUGACAUCCUGGACCCAGCCCUGAUGCGGCCUGGCCGAUUUGAUCGCCAGAUUUACAUUGGAGCAGCACUGACUAUUGGCUGUUUCUCCCUUCCUGGGUCAGGUGCUGAUAUUGCGAAUGUUUGCAAUGAGGCAGCCCUGAUUGCUGCCCGGCAUCGGAGUCCUUCUGUUGAGGAGAAACACUUUCAGCAGGCCGUCGAGAGGGUCCUCGGAGGUCUUGAGAAGAAGACCCAGGUCCUGCAGCCUAGUGAAAAGACAACUGUGGCCUACCACGAGGCCGGACACGCGGUGGUGGCCUGGUUCCUGGAGCACGUGGACCCCCUGCUGAAGGUGUCCAUCAUCCCCCGGGGCAAGGGCCUCGGCUAUGCACAGUACCUGCCCCGGGAGCAGCACCUCUAUACCCGGGAGCAGCUCUUCGACCGCAUGUGCAUGAUGCUCGGGGGCCGGGUGGCCGAGCAGCUGUGCUUCGGGCAGAUCACUACGGGGGCUCAGGACGACCUGAGGAAGGUCACCCAGAGUGCGUAUGCCCAGAUUGUGCAGUUUGGGAUGAGUGAGAAGCUGGGCCAGGUGUCCUUCGACUUUCCCCGACAAGGCGAGGCCCCAGUGGAGAAGCCGUACAGUGAGGCAACCGCCCAGCUCAUUGACGAGGAGGUCCGGUGCCUCAUCAGCGCUGCCUACAAGCGCACCCUGGACCUGCUGACACAGUGCCGGGAGCAUGUGGAGAAGGUGGGCCAGCAACUCCUGGAGAAGGAAGUGCUGGAGAAGGCAGACAUGGUGGAGCUGCUGGGCCCUCGGCCCUUUGCGGAGAAGUCUACGUAUGAGGAGUUUGUAGAAGGCAUGGGCAGCCUGGAGGAGGACACGUCCCUACCCGAGGGGCUGAAGGGUUGGAACCGGGGACAGGAGGAGGAGGACAUGGAGCAGCCUGUGCAGGGGAGCUCUGCGUAGCCUGUGGCGGUGCCUGCACCUGCUGCUGGGUGGAAUUCAGGUGACUGCCACUUACCUGGGGCCUUUGCAAAGCAGCUGUGGACUCUCACCCAAAACAAAUUAAAACGUGACAACUGUG